CUCAGCCUUUCCAGGCCGGACGGACGGAGAGGCAGGUUUUUCCAGGAUGAGACCUCAGCAUCGUCAACCGUGCUGCCUUUUGGUUGGAGAAGGAAAUUUCUCCUUCUCAGCUGGUUUGUGUGAAACCAGCGGCUGUGGGAUCCACAUUGUUGCUACCUGCUAUGCCAGUGAAGAUGCUGUUUCAAAACAAGCGCUUGCCCUUUCCAACAUACAGUAUCUGAGAGACAGAGGUGCCGAAGUUCAUUUUGGCGUUGACUGCACAAAACUGAAAGAGUUCUUUCCCCCAGCUGAGAGGAGAUUUGACCGCAUUUAUUUCAACUUCCCCCACUGUGGGAGAAAAGCCGGAGUGAAAAAGAACCGGGAGCUUCUUGCUCGGUUUUUCUGCAGCUGUGCCGAUGUCCUGGCAGAGAAAGGAGAGGUCCACGUGGCGCUUUGCAGAGGGCAGGGUGGUACCCCUGCGGACCAGCCCAUGAGGGAGUGUCACAACAGCUGGCAAGUGGUGACCAUGGCAGCAGAGGCUGGAUUUAUCCUCAGCCAGGUUCAUCCCUUUAAUGAGGCUCGUGGAUAUACCUGUACAGGUUACAGGAGUCAAGAUAAAUCCUUCUGCAUCGAAGGAGCUUUGAACCACAUAUUCACACAGAGUUUCCAUCAUCCACACACUGGGCCUGCGAUGAGUCAGACAGAACUGGGAGGCAAGCUGGCGCCUUUCCUUGUUCCUGAGAUAUUUCUAGACAAGAUAAACAGGGGGUUCCUGGAUAGAAAUUCAGAACAUCCUGUAAGGACACUAAAUGGGAAGCUCCUUGCUGAGCUCAGCAAAUCUUUCCCAGUUCAGAAGGUAAACACUUCCCUUUCCUUGGCGUUCCAAGACGGCCCCAGCUCUCUUUUCUCUCCGGACGGCUGUUGGAUGGUUCCUGUUGCAGAAGGAAACUCAAACUCUCAGCCUGCAGUUCACAACGUGGCCAAGACCACAGAGACCUUUGCCUUUCCUUCCGGCUUUCUGAGCUGGGAUAGGACUGGUCACGGUCAUGACUUGAUCAGAUGGGAAAAGGACUGGGUCUUGAACAAGUAUUAUCUUAGACCUUCCAUGCUGCCUUCUCUUCACGCAGUUUCACAACAAACAGAGUUUCUUCCUGGGAGUCUCCUCGUCCUCAGUGGCCUGGUCUUUAGGAAAUGCAAGAUUUCCAAGCACAAUCUGCCUGUUUUUCACGAGGCCGUCUUUGGCUGCAAGGUUAGUAAAGGCUCAGAAGAUACGUGCAUCCAGCGCCUUAUAGAAAACAUUACCGCUGCUUUAAGCCCUCUGCUCCAACCUUCUGGUUUCAGGCUGGACUGUACCAUGGAUGAGCCAGAAACACCACCAACAAAUACGUUCCCAAUUAUGGAACUCCAACGUUGUAAAUUGAAAUAUUUUAUCACUGUGGCCCUUGACCCUUCUGGUGCCGAACCAAGGAAACUUUGUGUAGGGACAGUAAAUGCAGCUCCAUGGCAGCCAGUGAGCAUUGGUCAAGAAUGUGUUUAUGCUUCAUUGAAUCUGGAUCUCCUAGCUAUGCAAAUAUGUGGGAUCUUGGACUGGCGCAUGCUCUGGACCUCUGAUGAGCGUUUCUUGGCUCAGUUUGCAGGGGGGUAUUUGGGCCCUUUCAAGAGCUUUUCGCUGUAUCCACCCUCCUAUGAGCAUGACAUCAGUUUCUGGGUUCCCGAAGCAGGGCGAUUUGACGAAACGCAACUUCACACCAUUGCCAGGUGUGUAUCUGGCGAAACAGUGGCAUCCUUCCAGUUGCUCGACUGCUUCUUGCACCCAAGCACAAGCCAAACCAGCCUCUGCUACCGGGUCACUUACCGGUCUUGUGACAAAGCGCUCAGUCGACAGCAGGCAGCAGCAAUGCAGAUGAAGCUUAGGGAGGAAGUGCAGCGGAGUCUGGGGGUGACACCGCGAUAGCUCUUUAUCCUCCUUAAUCACAAACACAUUUUGCCAAGUGAUAUAAUUGAGACUAUAUAACAGGAAUGGUGGGGGGGGGUCCUUUUAAUUCUCUGUGUUACUUCAUGGUGAUUGUGUGCUUUUUGUAAAGGCUGGAUGGGUUUUUACACAUGUUUCCCCCAUUCUGCUUCUUAACAAAAUAAAAUUCAACCAUGUU
Molecule: messenger RNA, 2129 nt
Organism: Pogona vitticeps (central bearded dragon)
Lineage: Eukaryota; Metazoa; Chordata; Lepidosauria; Squamata; Agamidae
Gene: FDXACB1
Product: ferredoxin-fold anticodon binding domain containing 1
Biological process (GO): rRNA base methylation
Cellular component (GO): cytoplasm
Molecular function (GO): rRNA (uridine-N3-)-methyltransferase activity
Source: RefSeq, a predicted model, not a curated record